AUGAGAAGUAAUGGGAGAGGUUGUGGAAGUGGUCCCAGUUCUGUCCCUUCAUCUAUUGGAUUACAAAAUUUAUUUGGAAGGAAUGGAACUAUAGAUUCUGAUUCUGGAGCGUCUAAUAAUGAUGCUGAAAGUCCAAUUUAUAGUAUAUACACAAAUCCAUCAGAAAUUGAUGUAGAUGGAAGUGGAGAAUUUUGCCCAGAUCAACAAACAACAUUAGAUGGAGGGGAACAACAAAGACAACAACAACAUUACCAUAAUCAACAAUUAAAUGUUGAUUCCUUCCCAACAGGAAUUGUUGUAUCAGAACAAUCAAAAACUCCCCAACCACCUCAACAACAACUUUUUUCAUUUGAACAACAAUUAAAUAUUUCAACAACAAAUCAACAACAGCAACAUUCUCAACCAUCUACCCCCCAACAAUUAAAUAAUCCAAAUCAGUCAAUUAAUAAUAAUUUAAUCUUUUCACCUCCAAUUAGUUCAAUUAAUUGUUCACAACCUUCACAGGCAGCUUUGCUAGCUGAACAACAAUAUUUACUUGCUGCUGCUUUUGGUAAUUAA
This is a messenger RNA of Meloidogyne enterolobii, 558 nucleotides long. The record is from the annotation of a GenBank genome assembly. NCBI's taxonomy places the organism in Eukaryota, Metazoa, Nematoda, Chromadorea, Rhabditida, Meloidogynidae.